UUGUGUAAAAAAUUUCAGAUAGCAAGAGGAGUUUCAGAGUUUUGGCCAGCAAAGUUGAUAGGACCAAUGGUGCCAUCAUCAUAUUUAGAUGGAAGAAUAGAAAAUGACAAAGGAUAUGGAGCAAGUCUAUGGAAACCCCUUAGUGAAGAAUGUGUCAAUUGGCUAAAAACAAAGCCAAAAAGAUCAAUAAUUUACAUUUCAUUUGGAAGUAUGGUAUCACUUACACAAAAACAAAUAGAAGAAAUAGCAUAUGCUUUACUAGGAAGCAACAUGGAUUUCCUUUGGGUUGUAAGAGAUAUUGAAAAAUGCAAAUUGCCUAAAGGAUUCAUAGAAUCCACAAUAGGUAAAGGACUCAUUGUGUCAUGGUGCAAUCAGCUCGAGACGCUAGCGAAUCAAGCCAUUGGUUGUUUUGUAACUCACUGUGGAUGGAACUCGACGCUGGAAGGACUAAGCCUCGGCGUGCCAAUGGUGGCUAUGCCACAAUUUUCGGAUCAAAUGACGGAUGCAAAGUUUAUUGAUGAGAUAUGGGAGAUUGGUGUGAGACCUAAGUUGGAUGACAUGUUAGGAAUUGUCAAAAGAGAAGAGUUGUUGUUUUGUUUAAAAGAGGUAAUGGAAGGAGAAAAGAGUGAUGAGAUUAGAAAAAAUGCUACAAAAUGGAGAGAUUUGGCUAAAAAAACAGUUAGUGAAGGAGGUAGCUCAGACAAGGCUAUUAAUGAGUUUGUGGAGAGUCUAAACUUAGUUUGAUAAAUGAAGUACAUGAAAUCUUUGAUU
Molecule: messenger RNA, 771 nt
Organism: Solanum lycopersicum (tomato)
Lineage: Eukaryota; Viridiplantae; Streptophyta; Magnoliopsida; Solanales; Solanaceae
Product: UDP-glycosyltransferase 74B1-like
Molecular function (GO): UDP-glycosyltransferase activity
Source: RefSeq, a predicted model, not a curated record